GAAAAGCACGAAGAAAGCUGAGUCGGAAAUACGCGCUAGUCCUCGACGACCCCCUCCGCUAAAGCGCAAGCCGACGGAUUCAGAAGGCGAGGUGCAAUCACUCAUCGACGAGGAUGUUGAAGAAAUUGUGACCCGGCCAGUUAGUUCUCGCAAGCGACGCACCUCUAAUGAGCAGGCUGCGGAGCCGCCAGCAAAGCGCAGACGCGGCAGCGCUCCUAUCGUGGUGGUGGACACUGACGAAGAAGAAAGUAUAUCGAAGGCACCCAGCCCCAAUAGGCGAACAAGGGCUUCCACAUCUGCGCGUCAAGUCGCAGAACCUUCUAUCAGUGACCGUGUCACCCGAUCCUCUGCAUCUCCUCGCAAGACGCCCGCUAAAAGCCAAAGUGCGACACAAGAGCGGCGGCGAAUCCAACCACGGCAACCUUCAACCGAGGUGAUUGAGAUUGAUUCUGAUGAGCCGGCGGAGGCUACGGACGAGACUUCACACUCAAACUUGGCAGAUGAAUCCGGGCACUCCACUCCCACAGAAGAGCCCGUAGUUGCACGGACGCGCAGGGCCAAUGGUUCUGCGAAGACAUCCACACAUCCUCUACGCCCUACUCGCUCGCUAAUCGAGCCUUCUGCUGAAGUAGUCGCGACGGAAAACGACAUCGCACGUCCGGCUAAGACCCGCUCAGCUCGCAAGCAGGGGAGUAGCACAGUGCAAGUGCCGUCCACAUCCAACGGCGCACAGCCAUCAGUCGCACCCCGCGCAAAGAUAUCAGGUGCACGUGCCGGACCAGGCCGCUCGUCGAAGGGCAUCGUCGUAGAUUCAACCUCGCAGCUCCCUGAAACAAAAGGCAGCUCGCGCCCUGGGCAGAAGCGGGUUGACACACCCGUUCGGCCCACGCCUGGACACCCGGUGCGGAAAAUCACUCCUCACUCGCGUGCGGAAUCUGCGGAUGUGAUGGCUGUCGAUGACCAAAUCCUCCCUCCACUGACCAACGAAGACCUCGACCGUCUGGCAGCCCUGAAUCAGCCGACCGCUGGGACUCUCGCACCCAUUCCCGCGGGCGAUGCCCCAAACCACGACGAAACGUCGGACCGGGAUGCGGAAGGCGAGGUUGAUCACGAUUUUCUCGAUUAUGUUGAUGUAGCAAAGCCACCAAGUACCCUGGUUCCGGAGGCGAAGGCGGAAGCUCAUGGUUCGAUAUCAUUAGAUCAAGCUGCGAAUGAAUUUGAAUCACUAAAAGUGAUGCUAGAGGAACCAGAGCCAGUACUUCCGCCCGCUCCGAAGGAGCCUCUCAUCAACCCGAUCGAUGCACCUUUGGGUAACGGAAAUGCUCGCUCGAGCAGCUCUUUCGCAGCCUGGAAAAAAUACACGAUCUUUGACAAGCCAUUCGCUGGCCCCUCUGAACAGUCUCCAAUCUCCCCGUUAGCAGAGCAACCUGAAACAGCUAGUCUCGCGCUUCUUAUUCUAAUUAACGCUUCCGUCCGGAUCCCCGUUAUCUUGAAGGAUAUACACCCUUCCACCAACUCUACACGCAAACGUCUUGACGAAGUCACUGCUGAGGUUCAAUCCAUGUCGCAGGGUGCGCCGGGCAAGUUUUACAAGGGACAAGCUGUAGCGGACGUGAUCAAGGCACUUAUCUGCGGCGGCUCUAACGCUCGUGUGGUCCUUCAAGAGGGUGUCGAUGCCAACGUGAAGGAGAGUUUUGACCGGUUCAAUUCGAGGCUGAAGGAUGGCAGUUUAUUUGUUGCCGUGUUUGGUUCUCAGGUUCUUGCAUUUUGCUCGUCCGAGAGCAGCGAGCUCGUAGCCAAGCUUGGCGCGUCACCUAACUUGGUCGGCCUCGGCGAAAAUGUGCUCGUCUCGGAGGUACUCAUUGGGGACGACUCAGCGUACAUCGAUGCCAUCAUGAACGCCAAAGACGAACCUUGGUGAGAGCUACGCCGGCUUGGAACCUUGUUGUUUCUUCUACUCCUGUGCCAUACUACCUUUGACUGGUUGGAAUACGUAUUACAUGUCACCUCUCAUGCAUAUUCUUCUUGGGACUCGACCUUCCGAUUACGAUGUUCAUCAUUUGGGAAGACGUUAGAACCCUUGCAUGGAUCGUAUUCACGUAAAUCUCGCAAAGACGACGAGGUACUAUAUAACUAUGAAC
Molecule: messenger RNA, 2141 nt
Organism: Phanerochaete carnosa HHB-10118-sp
Lineage: Eukaryota; Fungi; Basidiomycota; Agaricomycetes; Polyporales; Phanerochaetaceae
Exons: 5
Coding region: 947-1921 (324 amino acids)
Source: RefSeq, a predicted model, not a curated record